CGGAAAUUCUCAGGUUCGGAUGGAUUAGGUUCAGGCCGGCCUUUCUAUAACGAAAUUGAUUCAAGAGAAUUGUAUAGGAACGGCCGAUACUAAGAAAUCAGUUAAUAAUUUUAAUAUAUUUUAUUAUUAACGGAAUUUCUUAUAUCGUUCCGGAGCGGAUAACGCAACAAUUUUGUUGUUGGGAGCGACGACCAUCACCUACAGAAUGAGUCGUCAGCAGAUUAUCACCGGUCUGCUCUGGAUUGGAGUUUUAAUUGUACACGCCAGCGCUCAGGUUGAUCCAUGGAGCCAGCCAUCCAAUGAAAACAAGGGACCACCAGGUGCUGGUCCAAGUAACUUCUACGCCCCACAAGUCGUUGUUCCAGGACCAAGAGGACCACCAGGACCGCCUGGACCGGCUGGACCAACGGGAUUCCAAGGACCCAGGGGAGAGCCAGGAGAGUCCGGUGUGCCUGGUGCCCAAGGUGCGAGAGGAUUAGUGGGACCCGUCGGACCCCCUGGAAAAGAUGGACCUGAUGGUGGACCAGGUGUCCCAGGACCCCAGGGACCACAGGGCCAACGUGGAGCCGAUGGUCACCCAGGAAACGCAGGACCUCCAGGUCCCAUCGGAGCCGCUGGCAUUCCUGGAGUACCUGGAUUGGCUGGAGCUAAGGGAGAGCCAGGUCAGCAGGGAGCUCCAGGGUUCCCAGGAUCCGCGGGUGCGCCAGGAGCUGCUGGAUUUCAAGGACCAGUCGGUGGAAAGGGAGAACCAGGUGAAGAAGGCGUGCCAGGAGAGAGAGGCAAAAGAGGGCCACAGGGACUUCCAGGACCAGUUGGAGCCACCGGACCACGUGGAGAAGCCGGACCACAAGGGCCAGAUGGUGCUCCAGGCGCUAUCGGAGAGCCAGGACCCGAUGGCAUACCCGGAUUGAGGGGACCGCAAGGAGCGCCAGGAGCCGCUGGCGACCCAGGCCGUGAUGGACACCAGGGACUUCCAGGGGCCGUCGGAGAGAAAGGGCCACAGGGAGCUCACGGAAACAAAGGUCACUCAGGACCAGCUGGACUUCCGGGACACAGAGGAGAAAGAGGUGAACAAGGUGCGCCGGGAGAGCUUGGAGAACCAGGACCAACCGGAUUACCAGGACCAGUGGGAGCGCCAGGACGCGCUGGAGACCAGGGAGAGCCCGGAGAUCCGGGGCCGGCUGGACCAGAAGGACCAGUGGGUCCUAAAGGACCGAGAGGACCAAGAGGGGCCAGAGGAGCCAGAGGUGGAAAGGGAGGCAAAGGUGCUCAAGGAGAUAAAGGAGAGAAAGGACCACAGGGUCUUGCAGGAGCAAGAGGUGAUCCAGGCCACGCUGGCAAAGCAGGAAUUGUCGGAGCAAAUGGCGAUCCAGGACCCCAGGGUCUUCAAGGAGCCAGAGGAGAGCCAGGAGCCCAGGGAUUGAGAGGAGAUAGAGGAGAUGAUGGACCAGUCGGAGCCCAGGGACGUCCUGGAGUCGAUGGAUUUCCAGGCCCGUCAUCAGUGACUUCAGGAAAGGGACCGAAAGGUGCGACAGGCGCCGAUGGAGAUGAGGGGGCGGAGGGACCCCAGGGACCCAUCGGUCUGAUUGGAGCUCAGGGACCCCAGGGUGAACCCGGAGCUCAGGGUCAAGAAGGUGGGGUUGGUCCUCAGGGAGACAAGGGUUACCAAGGACCAAGGGGCCAGGUCGGGGCACCCGGAUCGGCCGGUGAAGAGGGUGACGUAGGUGCACCGGGAAGAGAUGGACCAACCGGAAAACAAGGACCACGUGGUGAGCAGGGAGAGAGAGGAGAGAGAGGAAUUGCCGGUAAAGUUGGCCACGCUGGUCCAGUUGGUGCUCCGGGCGCUUCCGGGCCCGCCGGGCCCGCCGGAGCUGCUGGUGCUCCAGGAGCCAAGGGUGUUCAAGGUGAGGCGGGUUUCACAGGCAAACCAGGACUGCCAGGAGAUGCAGGUGCUCGCGGGAAAGAUGGUGCCAAGGGUGGCAAGGGACCAGCUGGACCCGUCGGACCAGCCGGACCAGUGGGAGCACAAGGCCCCCAAGGAAACAGAGGUGCCCCAGGAAACCCAGGCACCAGAGGUCCCACCGGAUCAGCCGGACCAAUAGGAAUGAGAGGCGAGAGAGGUGCUCAAGGACCAGCCGGCGACCAUGGCGAACGCGGAGACCAUGGAUCGCAAGGACCACAAGGCAACGUUGGCCCCACUGGAGAGGCCGGCCCAGAGGGAGAUGCGGGCAGAGAUGGACACCCAGGGGCUGUUGGUCGUACAGGAGCUAAGGGAGGUGAGGGAGCUGCCGGACCCGCCGGACCAACUGGACCCGCCGGAAUGACCGGAGUUGUUGGCGCUGCAGGACCAAACGGAGGCCCUGGAGAGCGUGGUCCCAGGGGUGAAGUUGGUUUGAUCGGAGAAACCGGCGCUCCAGGACCCUUCGGAGCCGCCGGUGGCCCAGGAGCUGCAGGUGCUGAUGGAGAGAGAGGUGAAGCCGGAGGAAAAGGAGACAAAGGAUGGCCAGGCCUUCCAGGCAUUCAGGGAAACGCUGGACCAGCAGGAGAGAGAGGUGAGCAAGGACCCGUUGGAGCACCUGGAGCCCGUGGAAACAGAGGUGAGCACGGUUCAAGAGGUCAAGCUGGCCUCGCUGGUGCCGAUGGCCAAGUCGGAGUUCCAGGAGCUGUUGGACCACAAGGAGCGGAGGGAGAUGAUGGUAGACCAGGAGCCCCAGGGCCCGCUGGACCACCAGGACCCCCAGGCAGACCCGGCCGUGUCAUUUACAGCAGCACAGGUGGUGCCAUCCCGAACCAAUACAAGGGACCCAGCCAAAUGUACUGGGAUGAACCACAAAGAGUUAUGCAUCAGGAUCGCGUCGUUUUGGAGGAAUCCCUUCAAAAGAUUAGGGUGCCAAAGGGAACGAAGGAAUCACCCGCCAGAACAUGCAAAGAACUCGCUUUCUUCAACCCAACUUUCCCAAGCGGUCUCUACUGGAUCGAUCCAAACCAGGAGAGCCCUGAAGAUGCCAUCGAGGUCUUCUGCGAUAUCGAGUCCAAGAGGACAUGCGUACAACCACAAAACCAGGUGGACAAAGCCCGCUGGUACGAAGGCCCACAACAACGUACAUGGUUCGCCGACGAAAUCCCUAACGGAUUCCCAUUCACAUACAAAGUGAGCCACAACCAACUGAGAUACUUGCAACUCUUGAGCUCCUCCGCUUCACAGAACCUCACCUACUACUGCCGCAACUCCGUCGCCUUCUUCGACAGUAGCUCCAACUCUUAUGAGAAGGCCCUCACUCUCCUCGCCUACAACGAGAAGGAAAUCAGCGCCGACAAAUCAAAAUUCAAAUACUCCGUAUCUCUUGAUGAAUGCCAGAACCGUCUAGACAGCUGGUCCAAGACCGUCUUUGAAGUGAAGACAGAGAAACCCAGACGCCUGCCAAUCGUCAACAUGGCUCCAGUUGAUAUCGGCGAGAGAAACCAAGCUUUUGGUCUUGAGUUGGGUCCAGUCUGUUUCUCGUAAUUCUUCAGUCUAAAUAUAAACACAGCCUACAAAAUGCGUUCAUUAUCGAGUUAAUUAAUUAAUUAUUGAUUGAUUGGUUUGAUGAGGAUAGUUUUGUUUUUUAAUUUUUGUUUAAUAUCAUUAUGCGAUUGGAUUGAAUAGGAAGCUGAUGAUGAAAAUGAUUAUGGUGGUGGUGGUGACUGUGUCGAAUGCCUGAUGUCGUCCUAAUGUAAUAAUUUCUGGUUUGGGAGAUCAAUUAUGGUUGAUGGUUCGAUAAAAAAUAAAAUGUGAAUUCUGUGUAACAAGUUUUUUUUACUACUAUCGUAGAAAUUUAUUCAGAAUUCGUAAAUGAAUAAAUAAACCAUUAACACAAAAUGAAUAAAUGUUGAAUAAUAAAAUGGUGGUUAACAAUAAAUGCAGUUACGUUUUGUUUUCAUUUACCAAAAAAAAGAUAUUAAAAUGCUAUUAAAAUACGAAGAAAUGAAUAAAUAAAACUAAUGUUACAUAAAUAUUUACCACAAGACCAUGACAAUUUCCUCGAUUCCAAAAAUGGCAAAACGUGCCAUUUAAAACCCCAAGACAAAGAGAGCUGCUAUUAGUCAAGCUGUCCACUUCGCUUUGUGCCCCAUCAACAAACCAAAUUUUAAGACGAAACGUCAUAACUUAUUAACACAACAAAAUUAGUUUUAUAUCAAAUAACCAAAAUAUACCUAGUCUCUAUAACGCUAUGUCAGUAUUUGCAGGUACAUCUCUUUACCUGUCCAUUUAUUAAGUUUAAAUGCAAAACAAAUCAGAUGUAGGUCCUUUAUCAGUCAGUAUAGUAUAUAAAUUAGAUUCUAAAUAGAUGAAAAAAAAUUAAAACAUCACCACUUAUAAAAACGGCGAUUCAUUAACGUUAAUAGAACUAAACACGCGCGUUAACCAUUACACAGACAUUGAAUUCGAUUGUUAUAUCCAGAAAAAUAAAUAAAUAUAUAAAAAAAUAAAUAUUACAUCAAAUAGAAAAUAACCAUUAAAUAAAUAAUAAUUUCACGUCUCGAUUUACAUGUAUGAUUCUUUAGACUCUUACAUGUAUGUAAGAGUUUACAGAAUUAUUUAACCAAUUAAGACGAAAUUCUAUGAUUAAAAGACUAGCGAUGAUGAAUGACAGUUUAAAAUGGAGAAUGUUAAAGUUUCAAAAAUUACAAGAGAAAAACCGCAAUGUAGCCCAAAAACCACACACGCACACACAUCACAUACACACACACAUGCACACACACACGCACGCACAUCACACGCACACACACAUACAAAUUUAUCAUACCAAUGAUGGUAUUAACUCAGCAUAAAUAUAUGUACAGAUAUAUAUCAUAUUAACACAGUUUGAUACAGUAUUCAUUAUACAUAUACAUGCAUAGAUACAUCGUAUCAACAUAAUUUUGUUUACAAAAACAUACAAACGGAUAUUGUUUUGUAUAUUUCUCACAAACAAAGAUAUACAAAAAAACAAAUUAUAUAAUAUUAUUAUAACAGAAACGAAUUGUACGUACUAAAAUCGGUUAUAACGAGUUCGUUAUAACCGGGUUCGUUAUAACCGGUCACCGAGUUCGUUAUAACUUACGUACUAGUAGCAAGCCUUUUAGUUUUUCACAGAGACAGCAAUGAUGAUGAUGACGACGACGAGGAUUGUCAGACCGGUGGCUAUCAGGCAAAACUUUUUGCGUCUGGACUUUGACUGGUACGUGCGGGCCUUUUGUAGCUGUUCCACGCCGUGCUCCACGUUGAUGGCUGCAGUCUCCACGUUCGCCUCGAUACUGUCAACAACGUCAUUCUGCUCAUGAACUAGUAUGGCCAGGUCUUUGAAUAUUUGAUUGACAUCCAUUAUAUCCGCCUCCAAUUGACACAUGGACUUUUCCCUCUCUUCCAGCAACUUAACAUCUACCUCUUCUUCAUUUUCCUCUGCUUGUAUCAGACUGGAGUUAUCAAUGGAGACCAACUGGGCGUCUCUCUUAUCGUCAAGGAAUGGAUCGUAAUUAUUGUUGGGGUGAUGUUUGGGCCUGCUGCUGGCCUCCUUGUCCUUCUCCUGUCUCUGUGCCAGCUGAAAACUGCUCAGUGCUGCCGUGAAGUCGUUCAUCAGUCUGUCUCUGUGCAUCUUCCUCAUUCUCUGUUCGGAUGAUGACGCAACAUUGGGCAGGUUGACAAGCUCCGUUAACUUCUGCGACGUUUCCUUCGAGAGCUGGUUCGUGUAGUGCUGUAACUGGUGCAGUUUAUCUCUGAGCUCUGGAGUGUCGCUUGUCGUUCCUAUCUGGUUGAUCAUUCGUUGCAACUGGCUUACAUUUUGGGUGAUUUUCUGGAUGUUGUUGGCGAUCUGUUGAGAGCUCCUAUUAAAGUCCCAGCUGCUCGAGCUCGACUUAUCGUUAAUACUCCUAUAUUCCUUCAUGCUGAAGAUGAACCCAAGUAGGAUAGGUGCGUAUUCACACAAUUUUUUAACAAUAUUAAAUAUAUUUUUUAAAUUUUAAUUAUUUAUAUAUACAUGUUUAUUUUAUACAAAUUUAUAUUCAAAUUAUUAUCAACUUUUAUUUAUUUAUUUAUUUAUUGCAUUACUAGGCUAGUCACACAACAUCAAUGAGUCAUUGGAAUAUUAUUGUCAAAUAAUAAAUACAAUUAUUCUGAAAUAUAUAUCAACAGGAUUUUUUUUUACAAUAUUUAAAUAAAAUAACUCAUUUAUAAGUAAUUAAACUAGUAAUAUAAUAUACCAUAUUUGUUUAUUUAUAAAAAAUAAUUAUUAUCGAAUAAACUAUUAUCUAUAAUUAAUCAAUAACAAAGUUAAUUAAGCGUUAACCAUUAAUUGAUUUGUCUAUCUUUAUAAUUAUAUUAUUUAUUUAUCUAUUUACUAUUAUUUUGAUUAUAUAUAUUUCUUUUAUUUCUUAUAUGAUGAGAUAGAAGAAGACUCAUUCAGCCAGAUUCAGACAAAUAGCACACAUUUUGGACAAUUGGACAUCUAUUACAUUUAAUCAUCCCACUCAAUAACUAAAUUACAAUUACUAAAUUACAGAAUUACAAUUAUUCAAUAAUUCGAUUUAUUCAUUUGUUCAUUCAUUUAAAGACUAUUAUUAUUAUAA
Helobdella robusta is the source of this 6585-nucleotide messenger RNA. RefSeq lists its product as hypothetical. The transcript has 50 exons. Gene Ontology annotation, molecular function: extracellular matrix structural constituent. The record is from RefSeq and is a predicted model, not a curated record. Bases 206 to 3505 code for a protein of 1099 amino acids. Lineage: Eukaryota; Metazoa; Annelida; Clitellata; Rhynchobdellida; Glossiphoniidae.